Molecule: messenger RNA, 2091 nt
Organism: Sardina pilchardus (European sardine)
Lineage: Eukaryota; Metazoa; Chordata; Actinopteri; Clupeiformes; Clupeidae
Gene: arid3b
Product: AT-rich interactive domain 3B
Exons: 9
Biological process (GO): regulation of transcription by RNA polymerase II
Cellular component (GO): nucleus
Molecular function (GO): DNA binding
Source: RefSeq, a predicted model, not a curated record
AAGGGUUGCAGCCGUGCUGUCGAAGUUCACAUUAAGGGCUAGCGUGGAUGCGCAAAUUCGGGGUGCAUUGCUCUCUCCCAGGCUGUCGUAUCGAGAGUAAAGAAAAGGUUAAUCUAAGUGGACGGUAUGGUCGACAACUCCAGUAGCAGCAAGGCGCAAAUGACAAGUUUAUCGCAGGAGGCUAGUUUGAGUGGCGGGUUUUCCCAGGCGAGCCUGGCUAGCGCGGCGGGAGUGAAGCUGGAGGCCGUCAUGGAGCAGCUCCAGAAGCAGCAGCAGGCCAAGCUGGAGAUGGAGCGCAAGGAGCGGCACCUGAGGGAGGCCCAGAUCCUCUACGCCCAGCAGGUGGCCGCCCAGCAGGCCAUCCUGGCCAACGCCCGCGCACAGGGCGGCCCCCUGGCGCCAGAGUUCUAUGGCAAGAACUCCAGGGACCGGGCGCUGAAGAUGGGCACCGGGCACCAGGCCAGCAGGGUGGCCACCCAGAGCAGCGUGGACUCCAUGCGUGAGGAGGAGGAGGACGAAGAUGACGACGAGGACGACGACGACGACAUGGAGCGGCGCAGGGGCUCUGAGGGAGAGGAAGACGAGGAUGAGGAGAUGGUGGAGGGCGAGGAAGGCAGCGAGGAGGACGAGGGCGAGGGCCUGGAGUUCCUGCGCAAGCAGAGUCUGGCGCUGCAGCGGGCCGCGUCCGGCGUGAGCCCGUUCCCCUUCCCCGUCUACGCCGCUGCGCCCUCGCCGUCCGCCGCCAAGAAGAGGCCGCGCUCGCCGGCCGCCAGGGUGAAGGACGAGCCCGAGGACAAGAGCCUGUCCCCCGCCGGGCCGCACGCCUUCUCCACGCCCAACGGCACCGCCGACUGGCCCUUCGACGACUCCUUCAAACAGAACGGCAGCGCCGGCUGGAGUGAAGAGGGCGAGGGAGGAAGAGGAGCCAAAGGAGAAGCUUCCAGAGACUUUGCCAAGCUUUAUGAGUUGGACAGUGACCCCAACAGGAAGGAGUUCCUGGAUGACCUUUUCACCUUCAUGCAGAAGAGAGGGACCCAGUGAACCGCAUCCCCAUCCAUGGCCAAGCAGGUGCUGGACCUGUACAAGCUGUUCAAGCUGGUGACGGAGAAGGGAGGCCUGGUGGAGGUGAUCAACAAGAAGAUCUGGAGAGAGAUCACCAAGGGCCUCCACCUGCCCACCUCCAUCACUAGUGCCGCCUUCACACUCCGCACACAGUAUAUGAAGUACCUGUACCCGUACGAGUGUGAGAAGAAGGCUCUGAGUUCUCCCGGUGAGCUCCAGGCGGCGAUCGACAGUAACCGUCGUGAGGGGCGUCGCCCUAGUUACAGCAGCAGCCUGUACCGCUUCUCCCCCUCCCCCAGCGGCGCCGCCCACAUCCUCACCCCCCCCAAGCUCCACCCCCCCUCCUCCGCACACAACGGCCUGCAGGACGGCGCCAGCCCCGCCCUCAAGAAGGGCACAGUGCCAGAGGAGGGUCCUGCGUCCAUGUUGCCGGGGCGACUGGCGUUGGCGCUGGGUCACCAGCAGCAGUUGGCGCGUGCGGCGACGCUGGAGCAGCUGCGUGAGCGGCUGGAGACGGGCAUGGGCGUGGGCAUGGGCGUUGGCAUGGGCGCGGGCGUUGGCAUGGGCGCGGGCGCGGGGGCGCUGGAGGGGCAGGAGCGCAGCAUGGCACGGCUGGCAGAGGAGCAGCACAGGCUGCUGCAGCAGGCCUUCCAGCACAACCUGCUGGCCAUGGCGUCCCAGGUCAACCCCGCCGGCCUGCACCUCGGAGCACCCAAAGCAGAGGACAAGCAGCAGAAGCAGGACAAGCAGGACAAGCAGAAGCAGGACAUGUCUCUCAGCAUCUCCUCCAAUGGAUCCACCAGCAUCACCGUGUCUGUGGAGGUCAACGGAACCGUCUACACAGGGACGCUGUUUGCCCAGAAGGCCUCUGGUGGGGUGCCCACAGUGACCCCUACUGGCCAGAGUGGAAGCCACAGUCCUAAUGUGUCCUCCUCUUCCUCCUCCUCCUCCUCCUCCAAAGGCCCCAACUCUGCUGACCCCCCCAGCUGCACCUCCCCAUAACCCCCCCACUCACUGCACCUCCCCACU